Molecule: messenger RNA, 1146 nt
Organism: Naegleria lovaniensis
Lineage: Eukaryota; Heterolobosea; Eutetramitea; Acrasida; Naegleriidae
Exons: 2
Coding region: 1-1146 (381 amino acids)
Molecular function (GO): 3-keto-5-aminohexanoate cleavage activity
Source: RefSeq, a predicted model, not a curated record
AUGUUUCGAAACACCACAAUCAACACUGUUGUAUCAACACUCUCUCAUCAACACCGAACACACUCGUUACGACUCUCUCAGAUAGAUACAACAAGACACUAUUCCACUUGCUUCAUCCCUCAUAAGGAGCAGGAUACAAAACACCACACGGUCGACCAUGAAAAAAGCAAACCCGUUCUUAUUACUGCUGCACUGACCGGAGAUGUUCCAUCAAAAAACAGACACAUGAAAGUUCCCAUCACGCCCGAUGAAAUUGUACAAGAUACUUGUGAGGUGUUUGAGUCUGGAGCUCGAAUGAUUCAUGUUCAUGUCCGAGAUGAUGAAGGAAAACCAACCUACAAGUAUGAAUAUUAUCAAAGAGUCUUGGAAGGAGUUCGAAAACAUUGUCCAGACAUGAUCAUACAAUUUAGCACUGGUAAUUAUGCACCCAAUGUUGAAGAACGGGUAAAAUGUUUUCAAUUAGAGCAAAAACCUGAGAUGGGCAGUUGGACACCUGGAUCAACAAAUUUUUUACCUGCACGAAAAGGAAGUGAUAUUUAUUGGAAUACCAAUGAAGAUGUUGAAGAAAUACUUAAAGUCAUGAAAGAAAAUGGAAUUCGACCAGAUGUCGCAAUAUUUGACGCUUCCAUGCUUUAUAGAACUCACAUGUUAAUGAAAUUGGGUUGGAUUACACCUCCUAUUCGCUUAAUGUUUGUUUUUGGUGGUUAUAUGGCUCUACCACCAAGAGAAUCUUUAAUCAAAUUUCUUGUCUCUGAAUGUGAUGAAUUAUUUGGACACGAAAAUUACACUUGGUGUGGAGUUGGAGUGGGAUGGAAUCAUUCACAACUACAACGAAUGACAUUACUCAAUGGAGGUCAUCCAAGAACUGGUUUUGAAGAUUCAUUUCUUAUUAAGAGAAGAGUGAUUGCAAAAAGUAACAAACAAUUGGUUCAGCAUUUAGCUGAAAUUUGUCAAGAAUUUGAACGACCAAUUGCAACACCACAACAAGCACGUGAAAUUCUUGGAUUGAAUGUUGCUAUUGAUACAAGCACUGAGGGAUUGGUGUUACCUACCAAGUCGAGCAGUGUUUUUGGUUGGUCACAAGAAAAUUCAAAUGAUCUCUAUGUGAGGAACGAAAAAGACAGUCCAAACAAAUAUGUAAUGUAA